Molecule: messenger RNA, 2023 nt
Organism: Mercenaria mercenaria
Lineage: Eukaryota; Metazoa; Mollusca; Bivalvia; Venerida; Veneridae
Exons: 3
Coding region: 13-1107 (364 amino acids)
Cellular component (GO): Golgi apparatus
Molecular function (GO): glycosyltransferase activity
Source: RefSeq, a predicted model, not a curated record
AAAUGCCUAAAAAUGGAUAAACAUACUGUAAUGAAAAGUUUCUACAGUCUACGGUCAAAAAGAUAUGAAAUUUUGGUUUGCAUUGCUUUAUUCAUUAUACUGAAAUAUACAAGGAAAGGAACAAUAUCUAUUGUUUACAGACCAAUUAUUGAAUCAGAUAUAUAUGACUUUGGAAUGAAUGAAGAAGAACACAUGUCAUAUAAUACUAAAGGCAUUAGUGAUAAUAAAAACAGUGUAAAUGGUAGCACGUAUCGUGACAUUAACAAUGAAGUUCUUAAUUUAGCAAGAAAAAUUACAUCAUUUAAUAAGACAGUUUUAGUUAGCGUAAUAAAUGACGCAUAUUUACCAUUUGCUUAUAGCUGGCUUUGUAACACCAAGGACAUGGACAUUCAUAAAUCUGUAUUAGUUAUUACAACGGAUAAUGAAUCUAAAAUUAAGCUCAAUAGAGACUGGCCUGAUGUGUCAGUCUUCCAUUUACGACUUCAAAUACCCAAAGGUGAUCAGAAAUAUAGUCACGUUGGUUAUGUCAAAAUUAUGAUUCGUAGAACAGAAAUAAUUUUGUCUUUAUUACAGGCAGAUAUUGAUAUGCUUUUACUAGAAUUUGACUACGUUUGGUUUUCAAACCCAAUACCUGGCUUACAAAAGCGAUCUGGUGUUGAUAUGUUGGUGAAUCCAGUUUCUAAUACCGGAGGAACUAUUUUCAAUGGAGGAUUACUUUAUCUUUUUGCAACAAACCGUACUAAAGCCCUCUGGUCAAAACUAACAGAAAUGAUGCGGAAGCUUGAACGAGAUAUAAAGGAUAAACCAGAUAACAAGUCAAUUUCCGAAGGGUAUAAUGACCAGACAUUCCUAUCUCAGUUAAUUCGUGCAAGGUAUGCAAACAUUACUACACAACUACUGACCCUAGAUGUUUACGCUGAUGGUAAAUGGUAUAGUAUGAGUAAUGCCGAGAGGCAGAAAUUACACCCUAUUGUUAUCAGCAACAACUGGAUAAUAGGAAACAAGAAUAAAAUCAUCAGAGCAAAGAAAUGGAAUCAUUGGUUUCUACGUCCUGAUAAUACAUGUGACAUGGACACGGUGAAAAAGAUUGUGUACUCAGAAGUCUAGCAAAAUUAUGAAGAUUAUGUCCGAUAUAUUAACGUUCUCCUUAUGCGUUCCGUUGAAAUUGAUAGCGUUCAUCUCCGUUGGACCGCUUAAGAAAAUGCACCAAUGUUACAAUAUCGCGGCUUAAAAACUUAAUACAAGGAAAGGAAAUUAAAUAUGUAUUUCAGAGUCAUACGAUGUUAACGACAGAAUAAGACCGGCAUAUUAAAUGAUACUCGCUAGCUUAUUUUAUGGAUGUGUCGAUCAUAUUCCGUCGUUAAUGUCUUAUGUCCUCCGACAUAACUAUAAAUGAUUCAUUUUCUAAGUGAGACGUCACGGUAAAACGGUUGUCUUGGUUAUGACAUCAUAUAUACAUUGAAUCUAUUACAAUUUCAACUGAUUAACCUAUGUAUCAGUUCCAUCGUCGUAGUGCCUGUCAACAUCAUAUCUAGUCCAGUAUCACGGCAAAAUAUGAUCUGGAAUACGAGUACUCAUGUGUUUUAUUACUCUUUCCAAUCGUUUUUUAAGAAUUGUUUCGCAAACAAUAAUAUUAAAUCAACAAAAGUACAUGCAUGUUUUAUACAGAAUAUCAUUGUUGUAAUAAUAAAUCAAAAGAAACCGUUAAUGUAUUCGCAAAAGGUCUGAAUUGAAAAUAUUCAGUGUUAUUUAAAGUAUAUUAAUUUGCAUAAUUGCAUAAUGUAUAGGAAUAUUGAUAAUGAUGUCUUGAUUUUGGGAUAUCUCUUAUUCCAGAUCACAGGUAUCACUAUAGUAAAAAGCAUUUUCAGUAAGUUUUUAUUGUCCUAGAGUCUUAUUAACAAUACUCUGCCACUUGAUAGAAUCUUUCUCAAGUUUAGAAGCAAACUCAUGAAAUAUACUAGAAGAGCGAUAUCAUUUUGUUUAUGUUUUUGUUAUGAACGAAGACUAUAGAAAAGACCAUCUU